This is a messenger RNA of Pecten maximus, 3478 nucleotides long. RefSeq names its product S-adenosyl-L-methionine-dependent tRNA 4-demethylwyosine synthase TYW1-like. The transcript has 15 exons. Gene Ontology annotation, molecular function: FMN binding; 4 iron, 4 sulfur cluster binding; catalytic activity. NCBI's taxonomy places the organism in Eukaryota, Metazoa, Mollusca, Bivalvia, Pectinida, Pectinidae. Bases 192 to 2354 code for a protein of 720 amino acids. The record is from RefSeq and is a predicted model, not a curated record. Gene Ontology annotation, biological process: wybutosine biosynthetic process.
GUUGCAUGUGGACAAGGAGAUAUUACGAAGGGCCGACGAAGAAAUAUAUAUUGAACUGUUGAAUACAUAGAGGCAGAUUGAUAGUACACGUUUAUAUAUAUCAUCACAAUGCUAAACAAUCCUCUGUUCAAAGAGAGGACUUGCUGACAAUCGGGAAUAGAGCUGUUUGCAUUAAGUACCGAUAAACCAAUAUGUUAGAGAAAAUUUUAACAGCUACUGUGUCCAAGUACAUACAGUUACCAGUGUGGACAGUGGCUCUAGCUACAGGCUGCUUAGUAUGGCUUCUACACACAGGCAGGAAGAGGCUUAACACAAAGAAGGGAUACAUCCCUCCACCAGAGACUGAGAAAGCUGACCCUGUCGACAAUAUAUUGGAUAAAACUAAGACUAAGCAGAAAAAACUCAAAGUCCUGUAUGGAACCCAAACAGGAAAAUCCAAGACAUUUGCUGGACUAUUAGCAAAUGAUGCUGAGCGUAAAGGCUUCAUGUCGGAGAUACAGGACCUGAAAGAUUAUGACCCUGAGGAUACCUUAGCAGAGGAGGCAGAUGACUGUUACCUUGUUGUAAUUAUCUCCACUUACACGGAUGGUCAGCCACCAGAGGGCAGUGCUUGGUUCCUUAAAUGGCUGCAAGAAACUGCUUCAGAUUUUCGUGUACAGAAAACUUUAUUGAAGGACCUCAAUUACGCAGUUUUUGGACUGGGGAACUCACUAUACAAAGAAAACUUUUGUGUGGUAGGGAAGAAGAUUGACAGUCUACUACACCAGCUGUCUGGAAACAGAAUCGUGAAUGCUGGUAUAGGAGACGAGAACGUUGCCGAUAGUAAACAUGGAGGAACAGAAGCUGAUUUUGAUGCAUGGAGGGCAGAAUUCUGGAGAAAAAUGAAAACAUUGAAAAACUUACCAUUUAACAAGAAAAGCAAUGAACAGAAGAAAACUGGGAAGUGCUCCGACGGAGAUAAUAAAUGUGGUGGAAAGUGUCAGUGUAAGACCUCAGGGGAGGCCUGUAGCAGUGAAGAGGAGUUGUAUGAGACAACAAGCGAGGAAGAAGAUGAAGAAGACGAGGAGGAGGUAGAUGAGGAUGGUAAUGACAUGUCACUUCAAAAGAGCAACGGUGUUGUUGAUGUGGAGGAUCUUGGAAAAGUCAUGAAGAACAUGAAAAAAGCAAAGGUGCGAAGGAAAAGAGAGGACCUUGCCAAAGGAAGUGGUGAACCCAAGGAGAUGGUCACACCAGCACUGAGAAAAGCAUUGGAAAAACAGGGAUACCGACUCAUCGGGUCUCACUCAGGUGUGAAGUUGUGUCGCUGGACCAAGUCAAUGCUGAGAGGAAGAGGAGGAUGCUACAAGCAUACAUUCUAUGGCAUUGAGAGUCAUCGAUGUAUGGAAACCACUCCAAGCUUAGCCUGUGCUAACAAGUGUGUCUUCUGCUGGAGGCAUCACACCAACCCAGUUGGGACAGAGUGGAGAUGGAAGAUGGAUGACGCAAAAACUGUGAUAGAGGGGGCAAUACUAAACCACCGCAGUCUCAUCAAACAGUUCAAAGGUGUUCCCGGCGUCCUGCCUGAGAGGCUACAGGAAGGCCAUGACAUCAAACACUGUGCCCUCUCACUAGUCGGAGAGCCAAUCAUGUACCCAGAGAUUAACAAAUUUGUCGACAUGUUACACGAUAAAGGCAUUUCUUCCUUCCUCGUAACAAAUGCCCAGUUCCCUGAUGCAAUUAAGAACAUGUCUCCAGUCACACAGCUGUAUGUUAGUGUGGACGCCAGCACCAAGGAGAGUCUCAAGAAAAUCGACAGACCACUGUUCAGGGACUUCUGGGAUAGGUUUCUGGAGAGUCUUGUUGCCCUCGGUGAGAAAAGGCAAAGAACUGUGUACAGACUGACUCUCGUCAAAGCAUGGAAUACAGAGGAGAUUGAAAACUAUGCUAAACUUGUCAACAAGGGCAAGCCUGAUUUCAUAGAGGUCAAGGGUGUCACUUACUGUGGUGAGUCGAAAGCUUCCACAUUGACGAUGGAAAAUGUCCCCUGGCAUGAGGAAGUGAUCAGGUUUGUGAAGAUCCUUGGAGAGGAACUGGAGGAGUAUGAGAUUGCUUCAGAACACGAACAUUCAAAUUGUCUUCUCAUGGCUCACAAAAAGUUCAAAGUGAAAGGUGAAUGGUGGACAUGGAUAGAUUAUGAGAAGUUCCACAAACUUGUGCAGGCAUUUAAGUCCAGUAACGGACAAGAAACUUUCAGUGCUGAAGACUACAUGGCCAAGACCCCUGCUUGGGCAGUGUUUGGGGCCAAAGGACAGGGAUUUGACCCCACAGAAACUAGAUUCCAUAGGAAAAAGAAGAAAGAUAUUGGAGGAUGUUGACAAUUUCUUUUACUACGAAAAUAGAAGUGGUUCUUAGUUGUGGUCUAGGACUUCUAAGAGGACUAUAAAUAUUACAUCAUGUAUAUCACUAGAUUCUAACUGUUAAUCUCAGUGGUUUCAAUCACAGCAUUACCAAGCGUCACCAAUAAAUGGGUCAUUUAUUGGUCGGCUGGUUAUGCCUCUAUAUGUGAGGCUUCAUCAGGAUAUUUGACAAUUUUCACCCAGAUUCUAACUGGUGUUCCACUGUGAUCAAAUAUUGUGUUUCUUUCAGACAAUAUUUUUUCCUAGUGUUUUGUAUUUCAGAAGAAAUCGGACCAUGCAGCUUUGAUAAUACCUGUAUUAUCACAGCUGUCAAUUGUCUUGAUAAAAUGUGUGUAAGAUGGUUGCAUUGUGAUAUAACAACAAUGUGUGACCAUUAACAUUGGAUUAUAUCUACAUUUAAUUUGAUCCAGGGAUACCAAGAUGUCAGGAAAUCUUAUAGCUCAAUGAUAAUCAUAUAUUUGUAAAUUGCUAUUACUUAAUUAUUAUAUUGCAAUCCAAUUGGUCAAUAGUUGUGAAUGUGAUACUGCAAUCUGAUUGGUCAAUAGUUGUGAAUGUGCUUAUAUUCUAACAAACUUUUGUUGUUAAGCAUUAGGGAUUUCGUGGCCAAGCUGAAUGUUUUAAUUAUAGCCGAUUUAUUUUGUUUUUCUCUAAUUCGCAUACUUGAAUCUGAUUGGUCCGUGAUUUCUUCAUAUCUCUGGUAAUAGUUUUCAUUUUAAGAUGCUAUAUUGCCAACAGCAUGAACAACGUUUCUUUCAAAAAUGAAAAGUUUAAAAGUUUAAAACUGAGGUGAAAAAAUGUUGGUAUUAUAAUGUUGCUUUUCUUGGUAUUUUUACUUUUUGUGAAAGAAUGCAUUAAUGAUGCCUUUUUAUUUUACUUUUUGUUAUAUUUUUCAUAUCUUCCAUUCAGUUGACUUCAUAUAUCAUUCUGUCAUUUCUUGGUUACAUAAGAUUGAAAUCUGAAAACAAGCAUAAACACAGAUAUGUUUUUGUAUAUAUUGAUUUUAUCUAUGUGAAUGUAUGGGAUCAUCUUAUAUAUGCAUAUGAUGUGUAAAUUCUGAAUUAAAAUCUUUUUCAAAACCUGUA